ACGUUGUCACGUGACCGUGGCCACGUGACGUUUGACAACAGGAAGCUUUGUUUGAGAACUUCUCUUUUAGAGCGCACAGCGGCAGAUCAGGACCGGGGGGAAAUCUCAGUCGUAACAAGGAGCCCAAGUAUUGGUUCAGUGUGGCGAAAUCAGGGGCAAAGUGAGAAGAACAGAAUGAAUGCUCAUUCUGUUGCCAAAGAGGUCCCAAUUAAGCAAGUUAGAGGAAGAAAGCUCCAGUUCAAUACCAACAUGAGAGACACAUAAUCAAAAGGAGGAAUUCAUCUUGCAGUGUUGUCCUCCUACAAACUCACGCACACUCAACCUUUUCCGCACCAUGGACCAACCACUGCUGCAAAGAGAUUCGGGCCCAGGCUGCUGCUCCUGUAGAAUGCUCAAGGCUUGGCUGCCCAUACUCUCCUGGCUACCCAAAUACACGCUUAAAUGGCUUCAGAUGGAUCUUCUUGCUGGCCUCACCGUCGGGCUGACAACCGUCCCGCAAGCCUUGGCCUAUGCAGAAGUAGCAGGCCUUCCUGUGCAGUAUGGGCUCUACUCUGCCUUCAUGGGAGGCUUCAUCUACACCUUCCUCGGGACAUCCAAGGACGUGACGCUUGGUCCCACAGCCAUCAUGUCCUUACUUUGCUUCUCGCUGGUGGGGGGCGAGCCCCGCAGAGCUGUGCUGCUCAGCCUUCUCUGUGGACUCAUCCAGGCUGCACUGGCAUUACUGAGAUUAGGCUUCCUCUUGGACUUCAUCUCAUUCCCUGUGAUAAAAGGCUUCACUUGUGCCGCAGCAAUAACAAUUGGCUUUGGUCAGGUGAAGAAUAUCCUGGGACUCCAAGAUAUUCCCCAUGAGUUCUUCCCACAGGUUUACUACACAUUCUACAAGAUCCCUGAGGCCCAAAUAGGCGAUGUGGUCCUUGGUCUGCUCUGUGUAGCGUUGCUGGUGAUGUUGAUGUCAAUGAAGACAAGUCUGGGAUCUGGUGAUGACGCUCCCACGUUCUCCAGGGUCGCCAGAAGAUUUGUGUGGGCUGUUGCUACCAUGCGUAACGCCCUCAUAGUCGUGGCCGCAUCUUUUUGCGCCUUUUCGUGGGAAGCUUACGGCCAUCAUGUGUUCACAAUCACUGGGGAAACCUCCCAGGGGCUCCCACCCUUCAGGCCGCCGCCAACCUCGGACACCACCGCCAAUGGCACUGUGGUAACGUUUGGAGAGAUUGUAGAGGACUUUGGGGGAGGUCUCGCUGUGAUUCCUUUCAUGGGACUGCUGGAGAGCAUUGCGAUUGCAAAAGCAUUCGGAGACCUGGAUAAGGUUAAGGAUCCUAGGGAACACCAACCACAGAGCAAAAGCAUCAUACACAGUGGCUGUUCCAAGAAUACUUCUGAGCUUCUCUUUUAUACAUUUGCAGAACAACUACAGAAUAGAUGCCAACCAGGAACUGUUGGCAAUUGGUGUGACCAACAUCAUGGGCUCCUUUGUCUCAGCCUACCCUGUCACUGGCAGCUUUGGAAGGUGGUGUGUGUGUGUGUGUGUGAGAGAGAGAGAGAGAGAGAGAAAGAUCAGUGUACUGUCUUUACAGACUCAUGUUUUGUCGCCAUGUUUAGGACUGCAGUAAAUUCUCAGACUGGGGUUUGUACUCCAGCUGGAGGGAUUGUCACUAGUGUGAUAGUGUUGCUCUCUUUGGCGUUCCUCAUGCCGGCCUUCUACUACAUCCCGAAAGCUUCUCUAGCUGCUGUUAUCAUCUGUGCGGUCGCUCCUAUGGUUGACUAUCAAGUGGUGGCUAAGAUGUGGCAGAUACACAAGCUUGACCUCCUUCCCUUUACUGUGACAUUCCUGAUGAGUUUCUGGGAGGUGCAGUAUGGAAUCAUAGGAGGUGUUGCUCUAUCUGGAGCCUUACUGAUGUACACCAUGGCUAGACCUCAGAUAAAGAUGUCUCAUCAAGGUGUACUGCUAAUUCAGUUGGCAAGUGGGCUCAGCUUUCCUGCUGCAGAACAUCUGAGCCAUAUCAUACACACUCAAGCGCUACAGGAGUCUCCUCCACAUUCAGUAGUAUUGGAUUGCCAUCAUGUCAGUGUCAUAGAUUACACUGUGAUUAAUGAGCUGAGUGACCUGCUGAGGCAAUUCAAACGCCAAGAUGUGUGUCUGAUCCUUUCCGGAGUGCAGCCAAACGUCCUGGAGAUUCUUUUAGCCGCAGAUCUGGAGGGCCUCAGAUAUGCUGAUGGCGUUGAGACGGCACUGCAAAUGGGAUCAGGCAACCUCAAUUUAUGAUGAAGGAAGUUCCCAGCCACCGUCCGAGGAAGAGAUGUUUGCUGAUGCUCGCCAAACUAUAUGGGUGUCACAAAUUUGUGCUAAAAAGGUGCUACACUACCGAGACAGACAUCAAUCCUUUUCUAUCCCUUACUGUUCCAUUGAAAACUUGGAAAUCAGUGAGGAUUCUAUGUGACUGUGGUGACCUGAAACCAAAUACCGUAUCUAAUUGCUUGUUUAUAACCGUUUGUUUUAAGUUUUUUUGUGACAUAUUUUAUGAACUCAAAAUUUUAAUUACCUCAGAUAUUGCACCACAAUGUUUUUUUAGAAAACAAAACUUAAACCGUCCCAAAACGCUGGUAAAUGCAACAUAUUAACAGUAGCACAUACUACAUGACCUCAAUACUCUUAAUAUUGUGUGUUAAACAUUUAAAAAAUUCAUCUAUGUUACUAUCCCAAUCCAUUUUUUCAUACAUGAACCAUUCAAAUACUUUUUAAUGACAUUUAUUAGUAUACCUAUUGUGUAUUAUUCUGAAUGAGCUGACUGUACCAGUAAAAAACAUUUCCAUUUUGAUUAAUCUUCUCUUUUCGGCUGUCAAAUUGAUGCAGCUCUUUUGUGAAGAAUCAUAGACUGGAAAUACAUGUUUGUUUUAGUCAAAAGAGUGACCUGAUGUUUUUGACAGCACCUCUGUACUAUGUCUUAAGUACAUACUUAUGUAUUGUGUUAAGAUUCUUCCGCGAAGAGGGUUUUGUAAUUCAGGUAUUAAAGGUCACCUACUGUACAUGUGUAUGAUUAAAAAUGUUUUUGUUUUUUUUUCAAAUGUAGUUUACAACCCCAAUUCCAAUGAAGUUGGGACGUUGUGUUAAACAUAAAUAAAAACAGAAAAGAAUGAUUUGCAAAUCAUGUUCAACUUAUAUUUAAUUGAAUACACUACAAAGACACGAUAUUUAAUGUUCAAACUGAUAAACUUGAUUGUUUUUAGCAAAUAAUCAAUAACUAAUUUUAUGGCGGCAACACGUUCCAAAAAAGCUGGGACAGGGUCAUGUUUACCACUGUUUUACAUCACCUUUUGUUUGAACAACAUUCAAUAAACGUUUGGGAACUGAGGACACUAA
Messenger RNA from Phyllopteryx taeniolatus (common seadragon), 3355 nucleotides. RefSeq names its product solute carrier family 26 member 11 (gene slc26a11). The record is from RefSeq and is a predicted model, not a curated record. Gene Ontology annotation, biological process: transmembrane transport. Gene Ontology annotation, cellular component: membrane. The coding region runs from base 335 to 2260 and encodes 641 amino acids. The transcript has 15 exons. Gene Ontology annotation, molecular function: secondary active sulfate transmembrane transporter activity. Lineage: Eukaryota; Metazoa; Chordata; Actinopteri; Syngnathiformes; Syngnathidae.